Ruditapes philippinarum (Manila clam) is the source of this 1122-nucleotide messenger RNA. RefSeq names its product putative gamma-glutamylcyclotransferase CG2811. The transcript is spliced from 2 exons. Lineage: Eukaryota; Metazoa; Mollusca; Bivalvia; Venerida; Veneridae. Gene Ontology annotation, molecular function: gamma-glutamylaminecyclotransferase activity. The record is from RefSeq and is a predicted model, not a curated record. Bases 151 to 648 code for a protein of 165 amino acids.
GCCAAAUUAUCUUGUUUGCAGUGGCUAAUACUGGUACGAGUGACUGGGUUUGUUUACAUAGUAAAACGGACCGAGGCGAUUUAUGUGUGUACACCGGUUUUAUAUUUGAAUAUGAAUGGAUUCAACCUUUAACCCGUGAAACAGUUCAACAUGUUUUUGAUAUUCGUGUAUGGGACAUUAAAAACCGGUGAACCAAACUAUAAUCUGAUGAAAGAUGAAACAUCCGGUGUGUGCAGACGACUUGGUACCGCUUACACCAAAGAAAAAUACCCGCUGGUUGUAGCAUCGAGAUAUAACAUUCCAUUGUUACUGUACAAACCAGGAACAGGGCAUAAUGUUCAAGGAGAACUUUAUGAAGUUGAUGAUGCCCAAUUAAAACGACUUGAUCAACUUGAAAAUCAUCCGAAUUUGUAUGUCCGAAAAGAUGUCAUCUUGACAAAGCAAAACGACGAUUCAAAUUCAGAGGAAGAUAUCCAUGCUCAAGCUUAUUUUUUAGUUAAUUAUAGACCUAGUUUAGUAGAUUUACCAAUGCUUGACAGUUAUAAAGACAUGACUGACGGGAAAGUAUAUGCUAAACACAGCUCUAGAGAUAUACACAUCACUAAUUUCUACUACGAAGUGCACACAGACUACGAAAAAGACAUAUAGGUCUAAUUAAUUCGCUUUACGUUAUCAGAACUUUUGUUUUGAAAGAUUCGAAAUUGAAAAAUCAGUAUUCUGUAUGUUUAUGGUGUUUGAUUUUGCCUCGUUUACAAGUUCUUUCAAGAAGCAUUUUGUUAUGUCACCAUGUGUAUUAAUCAAUGUCUGCAUGACUUAUUUUAAAAAAGUAAAAGUUUAUCACGCUGUAGCUAUAUGAAUGAAAAUUAUUCACAGAGAAUCUGGUAUAUUAUUUUGUUACAUACACAAUUAUCAUAUAUAUGUCUACAGCAUGAUAAGAGAAUCAUUGAAAUAAAAAGUUAUAUAAAUAACUAGUGAAUUAAUGUAAUUAUAAAACUCCUGUGGUUCAUGUAAUAGUUCCCGGAAAAGGGGACAAUGUAUGAAACGGCAUUUUUUGUUCCCUGUUCAGUAAUAUGAGAAAAUCGUAGACAAAAUAUGACUGAAUAAAUCUGAAUAUAACUUGUG